UGGGACAUCCGUUAUUGGUUAGACGACUUUCCCAACUUUUGUGUGUGUGUUUGCCUAUAUUAUUCCUUCCAACUGAGUUAUCUCCAUUUCUGCUUUGUGUUGCAGCUUCAAGCUAAGAAAGACAUACUUUCCUUGACCAUGGGGCAAAAGCAUUUGGCUGUGGCUUUCUGUUUAUGGGCUUUAUCAUGUUCCCUUCUACCUUCUUUCUCCUUUGGAAUUGUGAGAAUUGGAUUGAAGAAGAGACCUUUAGAUCUUGAGAGUAUUAAUGCUGCUAGAAAGGUAAGAGAUGAUUUAAGAUCAGGAAGACCAGUGAUGGGUGCACAUGAUCAAUAUAAUAUUGAUAAGUCAAAAGGUGAAGAUAUAGUACCCUUGAAGAAUUAUUUGGACGCUCAGUACUUUGGUGAGAUUGGAAUUGGCACACCCCCACAGACCUUUACUGUCAUAUUUGAUACUGGUAGCUCCAACCUUUGGGUUCCAUCAUCAAAGUGCUACUUCUCGCUUGCCUGCUAUACCCAUAAUUGGUACAAGUCAAAGAAAUCCAAAACAUAUACCAAAAAUGGAACAUCAUGUAAAAUAAGUUAUGGAUCUGGAUCAAUAUCUGGUUUCUUCAGUCAAGAUAAUGUUAAAGUUGGCAAUGCUGUUGUCAAGCAUCAGGAUUUCAUUGAGGCUACUCGAGAAGGAAGUCUUUCCUUUCUGGCAGCAAAGUUUGAUGGAAUAUUUGGGCUUGGAUUUCAGGAGAUCUCAGUAGCAGAGUCUGUGCCAGUAUGGUACAAUAUGGUGGAGCAAGAUCUUAUCGGUGAAAAGGUGUUCUCUUUUUGGCUCAAUGGGGAUCCAAAAGCGAAAAAGGGUGGGGAAUUAGUCUUUGGUGGUGUUGACCCAAAGCACUUCAAAGGAAAACACAGUUAUGUUCCAAUUACUAAAAAAGGUUACUGGCAGAUUGAAAUGGGAGAUUUUUUCAUUGGAGGCCUCUCAACAGGUGUUUGUGAGGGUGGAUGUGCUGCUAUUGUGGAUUCAGGAACGUCUUUGCUUGCUGGUCCAACUUCUGUUGUGGCUGAAAUCAACCAUGCUAUCGGAGCUGAAGGAGUCCUGAGUGUAGAAUGUAAGGAAGUCGUUUCUCAAUAUGGAGAGUUGAUAUGGGAUCUCUUAGUAUCAGGGGUAAAACCUGCUGACAUAUGUUCACAAGUUGGUUUAUGUCUUGGCAAAAGGGGUGGAUCUAAGAGCACUGGGAUUGAGAUGGUGACUGAAAAGGAACAGAGAGAGUCAUCAGCUAGAGAUACUCCUUUGUGUUCUUCUUGUCAGAUGCUUGUUCUGUGGAUCCAGAAUCAACUAAAACAAAAGGCAACAAAGGAUAAAGUAUUCAACUAUGUGAACCAACUGUGCGAGAGCCUGCCAAGUCCAUCUGGAGAAUCAGUGAUAAGCUGUAAUAGUCUUUCUCGGAUGCCAAACAUUACAUUCACUAUUGGAGAUAAACCUUAUGUCCUCACACCAGAGCAGUAUAUUUUGAGAACUGGAGAAGGCAUUACAGAAGUCUGCCUUAGUGGGUUUAUUGCUUUUGAUAUUCCUCCUCCGCGGGGUCCAAUCUGGAUUCUUGGCGAUAUUUUCAUGAGGGCAUAUCACACUGUCUUUGACUACGGAAAUCUCCAACUUGGUUUUGCUGAGGCUGCCUAAGUACACUUCUGGAGGAAUAUCUUUAGGAAUAUUUUAAUAAUUUUGUUUGUGUUGUAAAUAAGCUGUUGUAACUCUACUAUAGCUCAGGUUCACCUUCUGGAUUCACAAAUGUUAUUUAUUUAUCUAUGCAAUACACGCAGCAUAAGACGUGAAACUAUCUACUUGGAAUUAUUGUAUGCUGUUACAUGAAAGAACCAUUUUCAUUGGGGCUAGCCCCUCUUGUGUACCGAAAAAAGAGA
Molecule: messenger RNA, 1907 nt
Organism: Gastrolobium bilobum
Lineage: Eukaryota; Viridiplantae; Streptophyta; Magnoliopsida; Fabales; Fabaceae
Product: aspartic proteinase-like
Exons: 14
Coding region: 139-1668 (509 amino acids)
Biological process (GO): proteolysis; lipid metabolic process
Molecular function (GO): aspartic-type endopeptidase activity
Source: RefSeq, a predicted model, not a curated record